Molecule: messenger RNA, 651 nt
Organism: Alternaria alternata
Lineage: Eukaryota; Fungi; Ascomycota; Dothideomycetes; Pleosporales; Pleosporaceae
Exons: 1
Coding region: 74-415 (113 amino acids)
Source: RefSeq, a predicted model, not a curated record
CACAACUAACAUACUACCUUCAGACAAUUCAAGAGUAUUCUCAACAACCAACCCUUCGAAACAAACUCUCAUCAUGAAGUUCAAUAUCAGUACCCUUUCCGCUGCGAUUUUCGCUGUUCUGGCAUUUGCCUCACACGCAUCAGCAGCAAACGCCUUCAGGGACACAGAAGAGAACGUUUACGAGAACACACACCCAUGGCCAAAUGUCAAAUCAUCGCAGGCUUUGGGCGCCAAACUCUCAAGGGAUGAACCCAAACCUUUAUCUCCAGCCCUUCAACUUUAUGGCAAGGUAAGUUCCUAUUGUCACCGUGUCAGAACGAUCCUGACGACAGAUAGUGUAUCGAGUAUUGCUACGAGACGGCCCGCUAUACGGUGCUUCGAGAAGGAACCUGGUCAGGGGAGAAAUGCCCGGUAGCGUGCCAGGAGGAACCGAACGUGAGUUUACUACAACAAAAAUUUGAUAUAUACUCUUGUGCUAUGUUUCAUGUGCUGAUAGUUGAAAAGUAUCUCGAACGUUCCACCGAAGCAUGGCAGACGCUCUUCGCAUUGGAGGCGCAGGACUGCGAGAGGGCGGCAUCAAACUUCGUGGCGGUCCAUCCUCGUGGUGCGGUGUCUCUACCAAAUCACCUGAAGAACCUAGGGUGUGCUUAG